Molecule: messenger RNA, 669 nt
Organism: Lolium rigidum
Lineage: Eukaryota; Viridiplantae; Streptophyta; Magnoliopsida; Poales; Poaceae
Exons: 2
Coding region: 146-451 (101 amino acids)
Source: RefSeq, a predicted model, not a curated record
UGCCCCUGCCCGUGGGCAGCUCCUCCUCCGAGGCCGCUAUAAGAAAGGGCGCCAAGUCCUGAAUAACGCAGUUUGCCGGCCGUCUCUUCCUCUUGCGGUCCUUCCUUCCUCAUAGCAGAUCAGAGAGGGCGAGCCGCAGAAACUAAUGGCGUCCAACUUCGUCGACACUACCGGCGAGGAGGGUACCUUCCGCAGCACGACCCCCACUGGAGCCGCGGCGUCCUCCCCGCGCGUGAUGCGCCGGAGCUUCUCAUCCGCGUCCUCGGGCAGCCACGGCGGCGGCGCGGGCAGGUGUGUCUGCGCGCCAGCGACGCACGCAGGAUCGUUCAAGUGUCGCUUUCACCGCACCAACUCCCAGGGCCACGGGCACCCCAACCCUUCCCCUCCGGUCUCUCCGGCCGGGGCCUCCGCCGCGUCCCCGCCGGAAUCGUCCCCCACCUCCUCGCAGUGACACACCCCACUGGACUAUCGUCAGACCAAGAAAUCAAGAAGAGAAAAGGAGAUGGAAGCAAGAACAUCGUAGUAUUAUAUCAUCAGAAGGGAGUUUAUUUUUACUAUUUCCCUUGUUGUGAUCUCCAUGCUAUUGGACUUCUUUUUCUUCUCUUUUUGAUGUGUUGGAUUGGAACUCUCUAUCUAUCUAUGAUGGCAUGCCUUCUUGCUUUGCGCCAA